AUGUUUUCAGCUGACGACGUUGUCCUGAGCCAUGGUUCAGCAAGCGGGCAUGACUUGGUGCUUGAAGAACUUCCACUUCCACAAGACUUUGCCUGGGGUACGGCCACGGCAGCAUAUCAAGUCGAAGGCGGUGCCUCACAAGAUGGCAAAGGUCCAUCGAUAUGGGAUACCUUUUCUCACCUCGAACCCUCGCGCACGAACGGCGAGAACGCAGAUGUUGCAUGCAAUCACUGCAAUCUCGUAGAGGACGAUGUGGAGUUGAUGUCAUCCCUCGACGUCGAUGUUUAUAGAUUCUCAAUGUCCUGGUCUCGUAUCAUCCCACUUGGAGGACGCAAUGACCCGAUCAAUGGGAAAGGCAUUUCUUUUUAA
This is a messenger RNA of Mollisia scopiformis, 369 nucleotides long. RefSeq names its product glycoside hydrolase. The coding region runs from base 1 to 369 and encodes 122 amino acids. Gene Ontology annotation, biological process: carbohydrate metabolic process. The transcript has a single exon. The record is from RefSeq and is a predicted model, not a curated record. Lineage: Eukaryota; Fungi; Ascomycota; Leotiomycetes; Helotiales; Mollisiaceae. Gene Ontology annotation, molecular function: beta-glucosidase activity.